ACGGUUUCUCUUCACGACUCUCAGGAGAAACGAGAAAAGGCUCACAGUGACUCUCAGAGAAAAGAGAUAGACUCCUCCUCCAUCGAUCUUCAACUCCCAAUCUCAGCCACCAUGAACGACGCCGAUGUCUCGAAGCAGAUCCAGCAGAUGGUGAGGUUCAUUCGCCAAGAAGCCGAGGAAAAGGCCAACGAGAUCUCCGUCUCCGCCGAAGAAGAAUUCAACAUUGAGAAGUUGCAGCUGGUUGAGGCUGAGAAGAAGAAGAUCAGGCAAGAGUAUGAGAAGAAAGAGAAGCAAGUCGAAGUCCGAAAGAAGAUUGAGUAUUCCAUGCAGCUCAAUGCUUCUCGUAUUAAAGUUCUUCAAGCUCAAGAUGAUGUAGUCAAUGCCAUGAAGGAUGCUGCAUCCAAGGAGCUCCUGAACGUGAGCAAAGAUCACCAUGGGUAUGCAAAGCUUCUGAAAGAUCUUAUCAUUCAGAGUUUGCUCAGGCUGAAAGAGCCUGCUGUUUUGUUGCGUUGUCGCAAAGAUGACGUGCAUCUGGUGGAGUCUGUUCUGGAAGCAGCAGCACAGGAAUAUGCGGAGAAAAGAGAUGUUCAUGCACCAGAGAUUAUAGUUGACCAUACUGUCUAUCUGCCACCUGCUCCCACCCAUUAUAAUCCCCAUGUUAAUUCCUGUUCUGGAGGUGUGGUCUUGGCUUCUCGAGAUGGGAAGAUCGUGUGUGAGAACACUCUCGAUGCACGGUUGGAUGUUGUAUUCCGUAAAAAACUUCCUGAGAUCCGCAGAAGGCUCUUCGGUCAGGUUGUUGCAUAAUGGGAAGAAUUGUAUUUGUUUGACCUCAAGUUAAAAGAGUCCCUAGACCAAAGGAUCUAUUUGUUCAGUUGUUUAAUUUGUGUAUUUCCAAUUUUCUUGCUCUCCGAAUAACCUUUAUCCGUGGUAAAAUAGUUUAGCUAUCGUUUUCUGUGGUGUGGGUCUGGGGCAUGGCAAUGUACUCAUUCUUAUCAUUACAAUGAUAUUAAUAAAAGUUUGCAGCUAUAGUUUCACCGCAA
Molecule: messenger RNA, 1040 nt
Organism: Rosa rugosa (rugosa rose)
Lineage: Eukaryota; Viridiplantae; Streptophyta; Magnoliopsida; Rosales; Rosaceae
Product: V-type proton ATPase subunit E-like
Exons: 6
Coding region: 112-804 (230 amino acids)
Biological process (GO): proton transmembrane transport
Cellular component (GO): proton-transporting two-sector ATPase complex, catalytic domain
Molecular function (GO): proton-transporting ATPase activity, rotational mechanism
Source: RefSeq, a predicted model, not a curated record